UAGAAUUCAUCAUCAACAUGGCUGCCGCAGAGCACGAAAAUCACGCCAGAGCAGUUCGCCCUUGUUCCUACUACCAAAAUAACACGAAGUACUCUUUUUUCGACACGAUUGGUGACUUACAGAAGGCUGGGGUACUGCAGGAUGUCGUCCUUGAAGUCGAGGGCCGCCAGUUUCCCUGUCAUCGGCUUGUUUUGUCCGCUCGCAGCCCCUACUUCAGGGCCAUGUUUACAAGUGACAUGGCGGAAAGUCGACAGAAGACGGUUGUUUUACAGGAUAUGGAUGCAGAUGUGUUUGAGGAGAUCCUGAGUUACAUCUAUUCUGGAACCCUCCAUGUGUCCCUGGACAAAGUGCAGCCCCUGUACCAGGCAGCCGACCUCCUCCAACUGGACUAUGUGAGAGACACCUGCAGCAGCUACAUGGCCAUGAACGUGGAUUGCUCCACCUGCGUGGACCUGUACCAGUUUGCUGAUUUUUUCUCUAUAGACAAGGUUCAAAACCGUAGCCUGCAUUUUAUCUGCAGGUUCUUUUCUGAGGUUUCUCACACUGAGGAGUUCUACAGCCUCAGUGCAAAUCAGCUGACUGAGAUCAUCAGUAAUGAUAAUCUGGAUGUUAAAGAGGAGACAACAGUGUGGGAGGCUGUGGUGAGAUGGGUGCAGCACAGCAGGAAGGACAGACUGCACCACCUACCCAGCAUCCUCCCUCACAUCCGCUUCAACCUGCUGACCUCAGAUGACACGGCAGCCAUCUUGGAACACCCCCUGGUCAAGGAGAAUGCUGGGAGUUCUGAGAUGAGGAGUCUGGUAGGGACAUCCAGUCUAAAGGGAAGAGUGGGGAUGGAUGCACAGGAAAUGGUACUGCUUUUCAGGACAAUUAAAAAAGACACAAUGAAAAUGCUCUGUAUGAACCCUAGGUCAGAUCAGUGCAUCAAGUUCAUUUACACCCAUGCCCAGUAUACAGUCAGCGCAGCAACAGUUACCAGCAAUAAUGACAUCUACAUCCUCAUCGAAGAGUCAAACCAACAGGCCUUGUUUCGGUACAUCCAUCUGGAGAACGUGUGGGAGAAGAAGUCUUCAGAAUUUUGCUUUUGGGACAUACCAAAACACUCCUUAGAAGACCCAGAGUUUACAGAAUAUCUUGUUGAAGUUGAUGGCCUUCUUUAUUACUUUGCUGUGCAUGUCACAUUGCCACCAAGGAAAAGAAGGAAAAGAAUUGUUAUGGUGUUGAAAAAGUACCAAUGCUCCACAGGCCGAUGGCAAGACUGUUCGAAUGUGAAGCCUAUGCCUACUCAUGACGAGCAUUAUUUCAAUGUGGCAGUGCCCUGUGGUAAACACCUAUAUCUCAUCACAAACACAGAGAUGCAUCGCUAUGACCCAAGUCAGGACAGCUGGUGCAAGCUAACCCCGCAACAAACCAUUCCUUACCCUUGUACAGCUGUUGCCAUGGGAACAGAGAUUUUCUGCAUGGACGCCACUUUGUGGAAGAUGGUGGUGUACGAUGUCGAAGCGGACAGCUGGCAUGAGGUUCAAGGGUGGUGCAGCCCAAACGAAAACCCAAGGCACAAUCCUAAACUCUUUGUAUAUGAAGGUCAGCUGCAUGUAUUGGUAGAAUUCCACAGCCCAAGUCGAAGAUUCUUUGAAGGUAGUCAGAACAUAAAUUGUGUAUGAUAGGUCUGCAGGGACUUGGGGAGACUUGCAGGUCAAUCUGCCUGACGGGCUUUGGUGGAUGCGCGAUUCUGUGUUACCUGUAGCACGUAUGUACGCAUAUCCACCAGGCCAGGAUGACCAUACAAAGGACUAGUACCAGCAGCAUUAUCAGGAAAGAUCUUUGCCUUAGUUGAAGGGUUUUGCAAGUUUCCUAUAAUGGAAAAUUGACUAGUUUUUGAUGGGCCUCUUAUACUGGUACCAUGAUACCCGCUAUUCUGUAUUGUAAACGCUAUUGCCAUUUUUAUUGCCAGGCAUCACAUCUUCGAGCUUGGAAGAAACUACGUGCACCAAUGUAGUUCAGUUUCAGAAGGACUACAUGUAGUACAACUGGACUACAUGUCCAGUGCAGCUGGGCAACAUGGAGUACAACUGAACUACAUGCCCAGUUCAACUGGACUACGUGUAGUACAACUAGACUACAUAUGGUAUAACUAGACUACAUGUAAAUAACUAGACUACAUGUAAUACAACUGGACUACAUAUAACUAGACUACAUGUAAUACAACUGUACUACAUAUAACUAGACUACGUGUAGUAUAACUAGACUACAUAUGGUAUAACUAGACUACAUGUAAAUAACUAGACUACAUGUAAUACAACUGGACUACAUGUCCAGUGUAGCUGGGCUACAUGUAAAUACAACUGGACUACAUGCAGUACAACUGGACAACUGUUCAGUCCAGCUGGACAACAAGUUUUAAAACUCGACUACAUGUUGUACAACUGGACUACUGGACUGGUCCAGUUGGACAAGGUGCAGUACAACUGGACAACAUGUAGUACAACUGGACUUCAUGUAGUUCAUGUGUACUACAUGUAGUGUAGUUUAGUUACAGUUUUCUAUGCUGUGUGACUUACCUUUGUUAAUAUUAUUGGUUCUUUAGUACCUUAAUCUUUUAGUUGGAAGCAGAUGAAUGCAAAAGUUAUUUGCAAGUCAUUUAGGGAAACAACUUUGUUAGUUAAAGAUGUACAAAUGUUUACCAUGGUAGCCAAAUAAAAGUUGUCAAAAUUAA
Molecule: messenger RNA, 2716 nt
Organism: Branchiostoma floridae (Florida lancelet)
Lineage: Eukaryota; Metazoa; Chordata; Leptocardii; Amphioxiformes; Branchiostomatidae
Product: kelch repeat and BTB domain-containing protein 2-like
Exons: 2
Coding region: 18-1664 (548 amino acids)
Molecular function (GO): protein binding
Source: RefSeq, a predicted model, not a curated record